Molecule: messenger RNA, 1089 nt
Organism: Durusdinium trenchii
Lineage: Eukaryota; Dinophyceae; Suessiales; Symbiodiniaceae
Source: the annotation of a GenBank genome assembly
AUGAAACCCAAGAUCCACAUGAGUGCCAUUCCACAAUCUUCAAGUGAGUGCAAUUACAGCUGCUCAGCUUGGCGUGGAUACCGCACGGAGGAGAUGAACUUCCGUGUGAGCUUGUCGUUGAACGACUCCGCGUUGACCCAGGCUCAUGCGCACACGGUCUAUCCGGUGCUCUUGGCCUCAGCUGACUUCCAGGACUGGUGGGUGGUCAGUGAUCGUCGUUUCGCUCACCCGAGACCGUUUUGGAGUGAGCACACGGCUCAAUCAGGUGCAGUCUUUGUCCAUUCUACUCCCUCUUGUUCACGCCCACCUGCCAAGCCGCAAGAAAUGCCAUCUGGGCUUAGUGGAGCUUAUGUCUUGGCCUGUAUGACUUGGGAUCCUGAGCGUUUGGAGCAGCUCUCAACCGCCAAAGAGGUCACAGAUGUGCAGAUUGCCACUCUUUGCUCCUCAGUUGGUGGUGUUUGCGGGUGGAGCUGUGGUUCGACACAUCUACCUCAGAAUUUACCAGGUUGUAGUGCACAGGGAAAGAUCGAGGUGUCUCCGAAGUCCUUUGCUGGCAAGACCUUUAGCCAGGCCAACUUCCAGGGCGAGGUCUCCAUGAAGCAAUGCCCAGAGGUUGACGAGGUUGGCGAGUGCCUGACCAAAGAGUCGCCCUUCUCGCACUGGAGAUGUCACAAUUGCAAGUACAAUCCCAACGAGAUUGAGGAGGACUCCUUCCGACGCCUUCAGAUCCCUGGCAUGCCCGGCAUCCCGGGGCUUACGGGCUUUCCGGGCGUGCCGCUGCCCGGCGAUGACACCGAUGGGGGCGGCAUCGGUGGGCUCUUCUCAGGGGAUGGUGAAGAUGCAAAAAGCUCCUACAUCUAUGCAUCCUUGCCCAAAUUUCAGGUCUCUGUACGUGGAUUAGGCCAACCACAAGGGGACAGCAUCCUCUCCCAACCUGCAACGGUGAUCCUGGAGACGUCGGAAGCCACGCCGGGUAUAUGGCGUCCUUUGUACGAGGCAUACGUGAAGACGAAGCCGCCCGUUCCGGUCGAUGCUGCUGGAGAUCCAAUCACGAAAGGCAUCCGGACGGGUCGAAAGUCGAUGCUCUGA